AUGACAUCGGCCAGUUUCGCAGAAGCGGGCCUUGGCCCCAACUCCACAGCGGGCCCCUACAGGAGCAGUCCUCCGGAGGCGCACAGCAGGACCAGCGCCGUCAGCACGAACAACAACAACAACACCAGCGCUACCACCCGCAACAGCAACAACCCGUCCUUUAGCAACGAGAGCGGUAACUUACACGCCCAUCGCCAGAACAACAGCUCCUCCAAGCUUCCCGCGUUUCGGUUCGUCGAUUUGAAAAAGAAUCCCAUCUCGCUGCCCACAUUGCUACAGCACAUCCCACCCUCGCCCAACACCGCGAGUGAAACUCCGCAAAAGGCGCACAACCAAACCCGCCGAGUCGCCGGCUCGUCGCGAGAAGCCACUGAUCACGGAAGCAGAGUCCCAACCCUCCCCAACAGGCCCGCGUCAUUUGAAUCGCAACAGCAGAACAAUAACCCUCCGAGGACUCGCUCACUGAAAGUUUUGUCCAACGCAGGAUCUGCCAACUCGCCCGCAGGCUCAAAGCGUCCAGCGUCAUUCCCAGAUACUCCGAGGGUCAUUGGUAGCGUGUAUACGGGCCGGUCGCAAUUGUCAUACAUUACGACUCCAGUCACCAAGCGCCGCCUGACUGCCUCUACUGUGGUGCAGGAUGCCAUUGCGACGAACCCAGCCCGUUCGCAUUUGAGUUCAAGUUUGCUACGCGGUCCUAAGACUGUUGCGUCCGGCGAAACCGACGAAGCGACACCCUCCACCGAGAGCAAGAGUCAGGGCCAGCGGGAACUGCUGUUAGCCAAGACCAUCGAUACCCCAAAAUCAGAAGACAAGAAGGCGUCGCGCCCUCCGGUAUCGUACAGACCGCCAAACGCCAGCUCCACCUCCGGCGGACGCGCUGUCAUCCCUCCAAUCCGAUCUUUCCGGUCUUCCGGGUCCCGCAAAAGUGUGGUUCUCGACAUGCAUGGUAGGCGUGUGUCCGGGGACUCGUACGGCGAGGAAGCGUCGGAUUCGAGUCAGCGGGAACGUGCAUUGCGGGCCCUCGAGGGCCAGAGCGACGAAGAUUUUGUCACCCCGCCCGAGUCCGGGGACUUGACUACAACUACAGAUAACGACAACACGGCAGACAUUUUUAUGAGAAUCGCUGGAGAGGAUUCGACGCCCCAGUCCCGUCCGCCGCUUGAAGUCCAGGGGAGGGCGGCGGAACAGAGUGCGAUUUCACAAUCCAGCCGAUCAUCCCAUCGCCGACCUCUGUCGGCAGCUAUCCCUUCCUAUCAAACCUCUUCACCUCCCCAGAUUUCUCGUCGUCUCUCCGAUCAGCUGGAGAGCGCCCGAAAGCGGGCAGACAGCCAGUCGGCCCAAGAAAUGACGAGAGAACUAGCAUACCGCACAGCGUCUAGAGAGCAUCCACCUUCGGUUAUAAGUGUCUCCGAGACUUCUAGUCGUGUGCAUCCUGUCAAGGCACCCUUAAAACCGUCUCCAAUUACGCCAAGGCAGGUUUCGUUCCGAGACUCGUUCGCAGAAAGUGCUUCUGCAUCCCAACGCAGGAGGGCUUCAGUUACAGAGAACAACAACCUCUUAACAAGACCGGCUCAGUACAGAGGCUCGAACAUGGCAGCAACCCAAGGACGAACAUACAACUCCUCUCCUUUGGUUCCUAGAUCUGCAAAUGCCCAAAAAGAUGAGCCUCUGACCGGGUCCGAAGCGAAUCACGGUGUCGAGGGGACCGAGUCUUCGAGUUCGACAGCAGCGCCGUCAACUGUGUGGGAUGACAUAGACGACCUGAAAUCGCGGAUUCAUAGACUGGAACUGACAGGAAAGAUCGCGCCCGCGUCCGGGGGAUCAACAUACAGAACCACCGAUGACCGCCCGCCCACUGCCAUGACGAACGCCACGACCAUGUCAGCAUCGCCGAAGCGUGGAUCGGGUGCUAGCAUGGCACAAGCAGAGACGAGCAGCAACGCAGCGCAGCAGCGCGACACGCAGCCCUUACUCCUCUCCGCUCUCUCCAAGACAAAAAACCUCGUCAGCCCAGACAUUUUCAGUGCCAUUGAAUCGGCCGCGACGGACGCCCUGGCCUUGUCGUCAAUGUUGAACGCUAGUGGACAAGCGGGACCAAUGUCAAGCGGUUCCAGCACCGUCGGAUUCAAUAGUGGGUUCACCGAGAGGCAACUGCGGCGGAAAGCGGACAGCAUCUGUAGGAGUUUGACCGAGCUAUGCAUAGCCUUGACUGGUGAGCUAGGUCAGCACAAACAGUCUCAGCUGACUGCGGCCACGCGCGACAAUGAGCUCUUGUUGAGCCCAACAUCCAUCAGCCCGGCAGCCGCUUCGGUCCUGAGACGCCCUAGUGAUGCCGCUGAGGCAGCAGCAAAGCCUGGCGCGAGCCCUCGGGCUCCGACCGUGCUGGAGCAAAGGAGACAGACAAUGUUAGCCGCCACAGUGCUCCCUAAUGCUCGCUAUGCCGCUGCCCCUAGUACACCGAUGGAGCCGGCGAGCGCAGGGCGGAAGUCUUCCCUUUUGCUGGCUCGGAUACGCCGAGCAGCAACGGAGGAACCCGAGGAAUUGUCUGGGAGAAGGUCCUCGCUGCUGCUGAGGACGAGAAGAGCUGAGACAGAAGAGCCGGAGGAGUCCCGCGAAGGACGUAAGACCUCGCUGCUCCUUCGCACCAGAAAAACCAUGAAUGAGGAGGAGGAUGAGUCUCGCUUUCGUGCGCCCUCCAGGGCCGCCACUGAGGUGAACGGCUUCCGUGCCGCUGCUCAACGCGAUUUAGCGGCUUCCAUGUCUCGAUCUCCGACCGAGAGCAGCCCGCUCACCUCAGCACUCUCACGGCGCCGGCUCCUCGCAACCUCGCUCAACACGCGCCUAGUUACAAUCAACAAUGCCUCGGAUCCAGCCUCUGCGCCCGUCACACCAGCUCGCCGGUAUCUCGAACGAGGCGCAUUAGACCGCGAGCAGAUGACCAAUAGUGUGGUAGAAAGAAUUGCCGAGGAACGGGCCCAGCGGCAACUCUCACUCAGUCAGACAGCAAUCAUGAACCGCACGAGCAGUUUCGGCAGCAGGAGAAUUCGCGAGUCGGGCAUACCCAGCCUUCAGUCGCCAGGGCAGAGUGCGCAGGCGGGGCCGGAACGGCUAGGAGGAUCAGGAAGAGAAGGAGGUUAUUACCGAUGA
Molecule: messenger RNA, 3147 nt
Organism: Canariomyces notabilis
Lineage: Eukaryota; Fungi; Ascomycota; Sordariomycetes; Sordariales; Chaetomiaceae
Exons: 2
Coding region: 1-3147 (1048 amino acids)
Source: RefSeq, a predicted model, not a curated record